Molecule: messenger RNA, 1397 nt
Organism: Saccostrea echinata
Lineage: Eukaryota; Metazoa; Mollusca; Bivalvia; Ostreida; Ostreidae
Exons: 3
Coding region: 10-1389 (459 amino acids)
Biological process (GO): transmembrane transport
Cellular component (GO): membrane
Molecular function (GO): transmembrane transporter activity
Source: RefSeq, a predicted model, not a curated record
AGCUCCAACAUGAAUCUUACAAGACGAGAUAUAGAGAGAAUACUGGCUGUAUUCAUUGGCUUUUUAAGCAUGAUUACUUCGGGAUCAACAUACGCAUUUGGAGCAUUUACUAAUGCUGUAAAGGCACAUUUUAACUACACUCAGUCUGAAGUUGAAUUCCUUAGUUCGAUGCCAAAUAUUGGAAUAUCAUUUGCAUUUCCUGCUGGGAUAAUUAUUGAAAGAUAUGGUCCUCGUUUGUCAACACUACUUGGAGCAGUAUUCAGCUCUCUCGGAUAUGCCUUGUUAUACAGUACAACUUUACAACAAACAUUCUACCGUUCAAAAGCCUGGCUCCAGUGUGUGUAUUUCUUCAUAGCAGGCUUCGGUGCAACAUUUUUCUACAUGACUCCACUUUCAAUAAAUAUGGGAAAUUUUCAUCCAAAACACAGAGGGAAAAUAGUAGGAAUAAUGGAUGCCUCAUUCAGUGCUGGACCUGCUAUUUUUGCUGCAAUCUAUGGAACAUUGUUUGUUCAGGGACAUGUAACGGACGAAGAAAACCAAGAUCUGAAGGGAUUCUAUCUCCUUAAUAUUAUAUGUGCUUUGGUUGUAGGUGCCCUCUCUUUGAUCUUCGUAAAACGAAUAAGUUACGAUUUGGAUAUUGAAGUAACCCGUAUCAUUAAUAAUGAUUCAAAUGAUGAUCAUGAUCCAAUAACAGUGGAAUUCAAAGAAAUGUUUCCAAGAGAAAUUACCGGAAUAAAGCUACUAAAACGCUUUGACUUUCACUAUCUGUCUUGGGCAUGUUUCAUUUGCGCUGGUUUGCAGCUUAUGUUUCAAAAUAAUUUAGGGACGUACCUCAAAUCCUACGGAUUGGAGAGUUAUACAACCCUCUUCACAACACUUAACCCUAUUGCAGCCAUUGCCUCUAAAUUUUUUGCAGGUUUCAUGUCAGAUGCCAUCAUGCGUUGGGUGCCUAGGUCUGCUGUUUUGCUAUCUUUUAAUAUUUUACAAACAGUGGAUCUUGGAUUGUGUAUAUUUUUUGCAAACAACUUUGCAUUAUUUUUUAUCACAGACCUCGUAAUUGGCUUUGCAAAUGGCGCUGUUUGGUGUUUAACGCCUACUAUGAUAAGUGAGUUUUAUGGAAUGAAAAACUUUAGUAGGAACUGGGGCUUCAUCAUGUUAGGGAAUGCAGUUGGUGGACUAGUUCUUCAGGAAGCAUUUGGUGUCCUAUACGAUAUAAACACACGUUCUACCAAUCAGUGCUACGGACUGCAUUGCUUUACAUGGAGCUUCAUCAUAAUUGCAGUUUCCAGUUUAUGUGCUACAAUUCUUAAUGUUGGACUUCUGCAGAAGAAGUUGGAUGAGAAAAAGUAUGGAAAGGAAUGUCCAAGAGCCGAAUAUUGUUGUACGUAAAAUAUAAA